Amaranthus tricolor (Joseph's coat) is the source of this 2193-nucleotide messenger RNA. RefSeq lists its product as uncharacterized. NCBI's taxonomy places the organism in Eukaryota, Viridiplantae, Streptophyta, Magnoliopsida, Caryophyllales, Amaranthaceae. The record is from RefSeq and is a predicted model, not a curated record. Gene Ontology annotation, molecular function: RNA-DNA hybrid ribonuclease activity; nucleic acid binding. Gene Ontology annotation, biological process: DNA integration. The transcript has 4 exons. The coding region runs from base 1 to 2193 and encodes 730 amino acids.
AUGUGGGCAGACUUCACGGAUCUGAACAAGACAUGCCCCAAGGACGAUUAUCCUCUACCUAAAAUAGAUCGUUUGGUAGAUUCCACAGCAGGCCACGCUCUAUUGAGUUUCUUGGAUGCUAACGCUGGCUACAGCCAGAUCCCCUUGGCCACAGAAGACCAGCCACAUACGGCCUUCAUUAUGAAUGCUGGAGUAUAUUGCUACAAAGUUAUUCCCUUUGGGCUAAAGAAUGCUGGAGCUACUUACCAGAGAAUGAUCAAUAAGGCGUCACAGCAUGCUGAGGAUUUAAGCGAGACGUUCAUAACCCUCCGAAAACACCAAAUGCGACUCAAUCCUGAAAAGUGCGUGUUUGGAGUCACCGGGGGGAAGUGCCUCGGCUUCUUUGUUGACGAAAGAGGAAUAGAAGCAAACCCUGAGAAGAUACAGGCCAUCCAGGACAUGAAGUCCUCGGGAUCCGUAAAAGAAGUUCAAAAGAUAACGGGAUGCAUAGCUGCCUUGAGGAGAUUUCUAUCAAAGUCCGCGGACAGAUGCUCGCCCUUCUUCAAAACCCUCAAACAAAGUAAGUUCGAAUGGACAAGAGAAGCCGAAGAAUCCUUCCAGCAAUUGAAAGAGCACUUGUCAUCUUUGCCGAAACUAGUUUCGCCAUUCAACGGGGAAAAGCUGGUCUUAUAUGUCUCGGUCUCCAAAUACUCCUUAUCAGAAGUACUGAUCGCCGAAAGAGAAAAAAAAGCGAUUCCCCGUAUACUACCCCAAGCCUUGGCUGACUUCAUCGCCGAAAGCACUAUCCCCCAACAUCCCGAACCUAAUCAAGAAUGGAGGUUGUACGUGGAUGGAUCCUCGACACAAUCAGCAAGCGGAGCUGGGCUAUUGAUCGUGUCUUCUGCCGGGGUCCGUACGGAAAGAGCGGUCAGAUUCGAAUUCGCGGCCUCUAACAAUGAGGCAGAAUACGAAGCAUUACUCAUGGGGCUCAAAAUCUGCUAUGAGGUAGGGGCUAAAGUAUUAUCCACUUCCUCCGAUUCUCAACUAAUAGUCGGACAAGUGAAUGGGGAAUUCGAAGCCAAAGAUGACAGUAUGAAGAUGUACUUACAAAAAGUAAGAGAAUUUGUCAAGAAAUUCGACAAAUUCACAUUGAUCCACAUCCCAAGAUCUCAAAACGCACAGGCCGAUUCCCUGGCAAAACUCGCCAGCUCAGCUGAAACAUCCGCGGCUCGCGAUAUUAUCUGGGAAGUUCUUCCAAACCCCAGAAACUACAUCCUUCGCGAAAUACAUGAAGGCGGAUGCGGCAUAAAUCAAGGAGUACGAACUGUCAUUGGCAAAGUUCUCAGAAGCGGAUAUUAUUGCCCCUCUCUCAGGAAAGAUGCGGAAACCUUGGUCAAGCGAUGUUCCGAAUGCCAAUACCACUCAAAGAUAGGAAGGAAACCCUCUAACUACCUGUCCGUCAUGCAAGCCGUCUUGCCGUUCGAUAAAUGGGGUAUGGAUCUCCUUGGCCCCUUCCCACCUACAAAGGGGCAACGCAAAUUCAUUAUAGUGGCCAUUGAUUAUUUCACCAAGUACAUGGAAGCAGAGCCCCUCAGCUCCAUCACGGACAAACAAGUCUAUCAAUUCAUAUGGCGAAAUAUCAUCACAAGAUACGGCAUUCCUCGUGUGAUCAUUACCGACAAUGGGAGACAAUUUGUCAGUAAGAACACAAUACAAUACUGUGACAGAUUUGACAUUCAAAUCCGAUUCAGUUCCGUAUCUCGCCCGCAAACAAAUGGGAAAGUUGAAUCAGCAAACAAGGAGAUCCUAAAUGGCAUCAAAAAGAAAAUAGAGGGGGUUAAAGGUACUUGGGACGAAGAACUACCCGACAUCCUAUGGGAAAGCCGAACAACCGUCAAAGAAGCAACAGGGUAUACCCCAUUCUCUGUGGUAUAUGGGUCCGAAGCCGUGCUUCCAGUAGAGAUAGGCAUACCCUCCACAAGGGUUACCUACUACUCACACGACGAGAAUGAACAAGGGAAAAGGGAGAACUUAGAUUUGCUUCAAGAAACACGGGGGAAUGCAUUGUUAAGAUCCGUGGCCCAAAAACAGAAGAUGAUUCGCAGCUUCAACCGACUCGUCAAAACUAAACACAUUCAAGUUGGCGACUUCGUCCUACGUAAAGUGGAGGCCACGGGGAAAUUCGUAGAUAAAGGGAAACUCGGAGCCAACUAG